GCUCAGCGGGUGGUGCGCCCGGCUCUUCUGCUGCGCACAGCCCGGCCCCGGACCGCGGGCAGCGCGCACUUAGAGGGGCGGGUGCAAGCGCAGGGCGGGACCUCUAAGCCCGGCCCCACCUCCAUCUGAAAAAAGGAGCAGCAGGCUGCAGGGCUCCGGCGCGCAUUCCAGCUGCCGCCCUGCCUAUUCGCGUCUUCGGUGGGAGCUCCAGCAUCUCCUUGGCUCGAAAUGGACCCCAACUGCUCCUGCGCCACUGGUGGCUCCUGCACGUGCGCCGGCUCCUGCAAGUGCAAAGAGUGCAAAUGCAUCUCCUGCAAGAAGAGCUGCUGCUCCUGCUGCCCCGUGGGCUGUGCCAAGUGUGCCCAGGGCUGCGUCUGCAAAGGGGUGUCGGAGAAGUGCAGCUGCUGUGCCUGAUGUGGGGACAGCUCCGCUCCCAGAUGUAAAUAGAACAACCUGCACAACCUGGAUUUUUUUUUAAUACAACGCUGAGCUAUUUGUUGCAUUUCUUUUUAUAUUAAAUAUGUGAAUGACAAUAAAACAA
Messenger RNA from Gorilla gorilla gorilla (western lowland gorilla), 541 nucleotides. RefSeq names its product metallothionein-1E-like. The transcript has 3 exons. Gene Ontology annotation, molecular function: metal ion binding. Gene Ontology annotation, cellular component: cytoplasm; nucleus. The record is from RefSeq and is a predicted model, not a curated record. Gene Ontology annotation, biological process: cellular response to zinc ion; detoxification of copper ion; cellular response to copper ion. Bases 229 to 414 code for a protein of 61 amino acids. Lineage: Eukaryota; Metazoa; Chordata; Mammalia; Primates; Hominidae.